Molecule: messenger RNA, 1995 nt
Organism: Laetiporus sulphureus 93-53
Lineage: Eukaryota; Fungi; Basidiomycota; Agaricomycetes; Polyporales; Laetiporaceae
Product: MFS polyamine transporter
Exons: 13
Coding region: 84-1721 (545 amino acids)
Biological process (GO): transmembrane transport
Molecular function (GO): transmembrane transporter activity
Source: RefSeq, a predicted model, not a curated record
GUCCAGCAGUGACAUAUCCCCCCUCCAAACACUAUAAUGCUCACACACACCACGGUCCCCCACUCCCCCCUCUACCUAUCGUGAUGGCGUCUCCAACGACUACUGAGACUGCCCCGAAUUUAUCCACAGAGGCAUUGAGGCAGCUUAACGCACCUGAUUCCGACCUUCUAUCCCAGUCAGACGACACUGAAAUUGAGCCGCAACAACCUGAAACCCAGGAUGCAUCAAAGGCAGCAACUAAUCCAGAGAACGAGCCGGACAUAUUGAUUGUGGACUGGGACGGUCCUGACGAUCCGGCAAAUCCAAGAAAUUGGAGCACGAGGACGAAAUGGGCAGCGGCAGCGACGGUCUCCGCGUUCACAUUCAUCUCGCCCAUUUCCUCGUCCAUGGUGGCCCCGGCCGUUUUCCAAAUUGGAGCAUCAUGGGGCAUUACAAGCAGCUUCGAAUUGUCGCUGAUGGUCUCCGUCUUCGUCCUCGCAUACGCCGUCGGUCCGCUAUUUCUAGGGCCUCUUAGCGAGAUCUUCGGUAGAACCAUCGUGCUCCGCGGCGCCAACCUUUGGUAUCUCGUGUGGAAUUUGGGCUGCGGGUUUGCUCAAAACAAAGGCCAAUUAAUCGCAUUCCGUUUCAUGGCUGGGCUGGGCGGCAGUGCACCUCUUGCAACCGGUGGUGCUGUCCUCGGUGACCUCUGGAAGCCAGAGCAGCGUGGCCAAGCCAUAGCAAUCUAUUCACUCGCACCGUUGCUGGGGCCUGCCAUCGGUCCUGUGGCAGGCGGUUGGAUUGCUGAGCGAUCAACAUGGCGUUGGGUUUUCUGGUCCACGUCCAUCGCCGCCGCCGUAAUCCAGGGAUUCGGACUCAUCUUCCUGAAAGAAACGUUUGCGCCUCUACUCCUCGAUAGGAAAGCAAAGCUCAUUCGGGCGAAGAUGGAUGCCGAGAAGGGCGGCGUGCGACCUGUGAAAACAAUCUAUCAGAUGAACAGCAAAAACCAGACCUUUGGUGAAUUUGUGCAGAAGGCACUCGUCCGGCCCUUCGUCCUUUUUGCGCAGGAGCCAAUUAUUCAGCUUUUUGGCCUUUACCUGGCAUUUAUCUACGGCGUAAUUUAUCUCACGUUGACCACAAUACCUGGGAUUUUCACCAACGUGUAUCAUGAGGAUGCAGGUAUAGGAAGCUUAAAUUACAUUGCCCUUGGUAUAGGCUUGUUCGCUACCUCGCAAGUGAACGCGCGUUUGCUUGAUAAAAUCUACAUCCGCCUCAAGAAGCGCAACAACGGGAUCGGACGGCCAGAGUUCCGUUUACCCACCGUCUUUCCUGGUGUCAUCCUGAUUCCUCUCGGGCUCCUGAUGUCAGGAUGGGGGGCCAAGAGGCAUUCGCAUUGGCUUGUUGUCGAUUUUGGCUUAGGGUUCCUGGGGUCGGGUAUGAUUUUGACAUUUCAAGGCAUGCAGACGUACGUUAUCGAUGCGUUUACUCUAUAUGCCGCUUCAGCUCUGGCAGCGGUGUCGUUCUUCCGAUCAUUAGCAGGCUUCGGCUUCCCGCUAUUCGCACCGGCGAUGUAUGAUGCGCUAGGAUACGGAGUCGGCAAUACAAUCUUGGCCGCGGCCGCCCUAGUCAUCGGGCCUCCAGCCGUAUGGUGUUUCUGGCGAUACGGCGAGAAGAUACGGGGCAUGAGCAAACACGCGAAGAAAUCCGCAUUGAGAAUGGCCCAGAUGGAUGCUAUGCGAAAAUGAAUGCGUUGGAUAUCGAUGAUUAUUAUGUCUGCGUCCCCUAUCUCGUACCUAUAUACCCACCACACACAUAUUCCCGCUUUUCCCUGGUUUCCUAGCCGCUGAACGUUCUCCUUUCUGACAUUACGGCUCCGAGAUGACUGGUGAUGAUAUCCCACGCACUGCAAUGCUACCAUUAGCACAGGACUACCUAGUACUUUCACUACCACGUAUAAUUAGCUGCCCAUACUAGUAGGAUGCUUGUUUGCGGACGUCUUUGAAUCGACUCGGAUUUGAU